Messenger RNA from Fusarium venenatum, 1533 nucleotides. Its product is annotated as alcohol acetyltransferase. The record is from RefSeq and is a predicted model, not a curated record. Gene Ontology annotation, molecular function: N-acetyltransferase activity. Lineage: Eukaryota; Fungi; Ascomycota; Sordariomycetes; Hypocreales; Nectriaceae.
AUGAACCGCUUUCGUAAAAGCCAGACCCCAAAGAAUUCCGUAAAGGAUAGCAAAGUGCUAAGGAAACUAAGCCCAAUCGAAGGCUUCCAAGCUGCUGGGCAUUCACUACGUAUCUAUGUUGGAUGCGUGAUAGCUUGCCGCUACCAUGUAGCAGAGAGCUUCCAAGGUUCUACUGCUGAAUCAAAACUCGAGCAUAAACUUGAGCACGCAAUUGCGUGCGCUAUUGUUCAGCAUCCUCUUUUCACUGUUGGUCGAAUUAAUGAGGCGUCAAAGAAGCAAUAUUGGGUUCGACUGGACCACAUUGACUUCAACAACCACAUCACGUGGCAGACAAUCUCCGAGGGAGAGGACUACAAAACAGCAUUUGAUGCUGCUCUAGACUGGCAGGUCAAUGAACGGUAUACUGAUCUGGAGACGAGGCCCGGGUGGAGAGCAACAAUCUUGAAAUCUGCAAAAUGUGAUUACGUCGAUGUCAUCUUUGCUUGGGACCAUACAGUAGCAGAUGGGAAAAGUGGAGGAUUUUUUCACGACAGUCUCCUUGCAUGCCUCAACAAAGAGGCAGACAGUGAUGCUGUCAGCUUGAAAGACAGAUCUUUUAAAGUGCCAGUUACUGACUUGACGCCUCCACUGCAUCAUCUGCUCAAGCUCCCAGUUUCGCUGAACUUCAUCUUCUCUACCUUCAGCCAAGACUUAAUAUCGCAGUCGAAACCCGCCAAACCUGAAACCGCGGACUGGGCACCAAUUACAAUGGAGCCAUUCAAGACUCGUCUCAAAUCGACCACUCUUGCGAAUGAUGUUUUGAAGCCUGUAUUAGACGCUUGUCGCAAACAGGAAACGACAUUGACUGGGCUUUUGCAUAGCCUCAUCUCAGUAUCAAUGGCAACCCGCCUCGCCAAAGACAGAGCUCGCGCGUUUUCAUGCGGGACACCUGUUUGCCUGAGACAGUUCCAGCCACCAGGAAUGGCAACGGUGGACUUGAAAAAGACAGCUAUCAAUAGUGUAGUAUAUUGGCCUUACGUCUUCGAGCCAGGUCUUGUUGCGACAAUCAGGCAACAGGUUGACGAUGCUCAAGCGAAUAGUGAGCUAAACAAAAAGAUUGAGGACACAGUUUGGUCUGUAUCGAAGUCGAUAAGAGAAGGAUUGUCCGCCAAGUUGAAGCUUGGCCCUAAGAAUGAUACAAUCGGACUUGCCAAGUUUAUCACUGACUGGAAGUCAUAUCUCAAGGAAAAUUCCAAGACACGUACGCAUUCCUGGGAGGUUAGUAACCUGGGAGUCAUGCAAGGAGAAUUGCCAGGCGAUACUGUCACUAGGGACUGUUGGAAGGUGGAUAAUGCUACAUUUACCCAAAGCGCAUCUGUGACUGGACCGGCUCUGACUUUCAGUGUGGUUUCAGUCAAAGGUAGAGGCCUCACUCUUUCAUGUAGCUGGCAGAUUGGAGUAGUUGAUGAUGGGCUGGCUAAAGGUGUUUCCAAUGAUCUUGAAACGUGGUUAAAUGGUUUGGGUCGGAAUGGCUGUAUCAAUUUCACCAUGUGA